Molecule: messenger RNA, 447 nt
Organism: Mandrillus leucophaeus (drill)
Lineage: Eukaryota; Metazoa; Chordata; Mammalia; Primates; Cercopithecidae
Product: histone H4
Exons: 1
Coding region: 87-398 (103 amino acids)
Biological process (GO): nucleosome assembly
Cellular component (GO): nucleosome
Molecular function (GO): structural constituent of chromatin; DNA binding; protein heterodimerization activity
Source: RefSeq, a predicted model, not a curated record
UCCAAAAAGGUCCGCAUAAUUGACAUAUAAGGGGCUUCAGUGAGUAGCAAAGUUGCCGAGAUAAGAGUUGGUGUUCAUCUCCGAUAAUGUCUGGUAGAGGCAAAGGUGGUAAAGGUUUGGGAAAGGGAGGCGCCAAGCGCCACCGUAAAGUGUUGCGUGACAACAUCCAGGGCAUCACGAAACCUGCCAUCCGUCGUUUGGCCCGACGCGGCGGCGUGAAACGCAUCUCGGGCCUCAUUUAUGAGGAGACUCGAGGUGUGCUUAAGGUGUUUCUGGAGAAUGUGAUCCGGGAUGCUGUAACCUACACGGAGCACGCCAAGCGUAAGACAGUCACCGCCAUGGAUGUGGUCUACGCGCUCAAGCGCCAGGGUCGCACUUUGUACGGCUUUGGUGGCUGAGCCUCACUCCGGCUUUAUUUAACAGCUUACCCAUAAAAGGCCCUUUUCA